GGCUGCUGUCGUAGCGCACACGGUAGCGCGGGGAAUUUCGAGUGGCGGUGGAGCGCGGGAGAUCAGUGGGCAGUGGAACUCCUGGCAUCCUUUGGGGAGGCCAUGGAUGCCCUGGGCGAGCCUCGGUGGCCCCCGGGCCUGGAAGUCAUGAAGACAGUAGAUGAUUUGCUACGGUGUGGAAUUUGCUUUGAAUAUUUCAACAUAGCAAUGAUGAUUCCUCAGUGUUCACAUAACUACUGUUCUCUCUGUAUAAGAAAAUUUUUGUCCUAUAAAACACAGUGUCCAACUUGUUGUGUGACAGUCACAGAGCCGGACCUGAAAAAUAACCGUGCGCUGGAUGACCUGGUAAAAAGCUUGAAUUUUGCACGGAAUCAUUUGUUGCAGUUUGCCUUAGAGUCACCACCCAUUUCUCCUGCUUCUGCCUCUUCAAAGCAUCUUGCUGCCAAAGCCCACACUCCUGUGGCCUUCAAACAGUCUGUAAAGCAAGGAAGCAGGUUAAUGGAGAAUUUCUUGAUCAGAGAAACUAAUGGUUCUACGUCAGAGUUGUUGAUAAAUGAGAAGGAAAACAAAUUCAGCUCUCAAAGAGAGGUGAGCAGUUCUGCAAAGACCAAAGAGACGCCUUUAGAAAGGACAGCUCCAAGCAUUGCGGAUGCUAAUGUUCCGGAGGCACCCUCUACAUCCACUUUGAAACAAGUUACCAAAGUGGACUGUCCUGUUUGUGGGGUCAGUAUUCUAGAAGAUCACAUCAAUAAGCACUUGGACAGCUGUUUGUCCCGUGAAGAGAAGAAGGAGAGCCUCAGAAGUUCUGUUCACAAAAGGAAGCCGCUGCCCAAAACUGUAUAUAGUUUGCUAUCAGAUCGUGAUUUAAAGAAAAAGCUAAAACAGCAUGGAUUAUCUACUCAAGGAAGUAAACAACAGCUCAUUAAAAGGCACCAAGAAUUUGUUCACAUGUAUAAUGCCCAGUGUGAUGCUUUGCAUCCUAAAUCAGCUGCUGAAAUAGUUCAAGAACUUGAAAAUAUGGAGAAGACUAGGAUGCGUCUUGAAGCUAGUAAACUCAGUGAAAGAGUAAUGGUUUUUACAAAGGACCACACAGAAAAGGAAAUAGACGAAAUCCAUAGUAAAUACCGUAAAAAACAUCAGAAUGAAUUUCAGCUUCUGGUGGAUCAGGCCAAAAAAGGAUAUAAGAAAACUGUUGAAAUGUCAAAAAAGGAUACAAGAAAACUGUUGAAAUGUCAAAAAGAUGAACCUACAAAAAUGCUAUUCCCUGUAUGCCUGGAUCAGGAAGAUAAUAAAAUGAAAUUACCAGAUAUGGCCUUAGUAAUAAACCACUUCCCUCAGCCAAAGCUGGGCUCCCCAGGGAUAUGUGAGCCCGACGGACCUGAUGAUUCUUCCAGCUGUACUGAUAUCGAAGAAGAUGCUCUUUCUUCAUCCGAAUCAGAUACAUUCAAUAGUUCCAGUUCGGACAUCAUUAGAGAUAUUCUUGAAGAGGAGGAAGCCUGGGAAGCAUCACAUAAAAAUGAUCUUCAGGACACAGAAACAAGUCCAACACAGAAUCGUCGGACAAGACCAGAAAGUGCAGAGAUGGAGCCGAGAAACAAGCGGAAUAGGAACUAGCGUGACUUUGGCGACUUUCCCAGGGUAGUGAUCCGAAUAUGGUACUUCUGUUGCCAUAUAGAUUUCAUAUUUAUACCCACAUAAGGGUAUAAAUUCUAAAUAUUUUUAACCAACUUUUCAUUCUUCUGUCUUUUUCAGUGAGGGGGAGGGGGAAGUUACAAAACAUCCUCCCUUGGUCAGUUACCUUUUGCUGGGAGUAUUUCUCUCAAAUCCUGACUUCACACAUUCACCAGUUUUGCAUAGUACAUAGGCUUUUUCUGCAAAGGUUUUUUUUGUUUGGCUUUGUUUCUAGAUUUCAAAAUGUCCUUAACCCAUUCUCCUUCUUUUUCAUGGAGAAACCCACUUCAGAAAGGAUUCUUCAACUUUUUACUACAGGAGCAGUCGAGGAGUUAAGGCCUCUGUAGAAAGGCAGGAUGUCAUAACUCACACCCUUGGUGUCAGCAUUCUCGGUGUGCAAGUGUGUGCGUGCGUGCGUGCGUGCGUGUGUGUGUGUGUGUGUUGUGUGUGUAUGUGUGUUGUGUGUGUAUGUGCGCAUGCACGCGUGUGCGACUGAAUGCCACCAAGCCCGUUAUAACAGUUAGUGAUGUUUGUUGUCUGAGUUUAAGGUAGUCAGUUGUUAGACCCAUGUCUUACACAUUAUUCAGAUGUUAGUCAUAAACAAUAAAUUAAAAACAUUGGGCAGUCUUCAGAAAUGGCAAUGACAAAUGGUUAUUGUUAGUCUUUCUUUUCACUUGGGUAAAUGGAAUUUUUAACACUUUGAAUCCUAGCCAUUAAAAAGAAUGCUGCAAUAAAUGGAUUUUGUAAAUGACUAGACUCUACAUCAAUUUAAAAUCAUGUGCUUGAAACAGUAUCUUGAGUAUAAGCUACAAAUCAUCGAAGGGCUUGGUCAGAAAGAUCUCUGUGUGAAAUGAGCGCCAGUGCCCGUCGCUUCCAGAGUCCCUCAGGCCUGCCUGGCGUCUCCGUCAGUCUUCACCCUCCGCCACCGCCCAGCCCAGAUGCAUCAGCCUUCCAGUGACAAGCUAGCCAAUGUGGCAGUGUUAAGACAGCAAAUGUCUGAAUGUUCCAGGAUGCUUGUGACUUCCGCUUUCCAGACAGUGUCUCCGUGGACUUUGACAUUUUGGUAUGCUCUCAGGUUUCAGGGUAAUGUGUGGAGUCUCUUUAUAACUUAGAGUUAAGCGUUCUAACACUUAAAUGGCCAUUUGUUUUCUUUAUGAGUUCCCUGAGCUUCAAGUGAUUGCAUAAUAAUUUGUCAUAACCAUUUAAUCUAAAAUGGGGGUGGGGAAUGUCUGACCCUGCCAAGGCAUUAAGGAUGAAUAAAUUAAAUGUUUGCCCAAAUAAUAGGCUAACUUUUAAGUUGAUAAUGUGUAUGGCCCAAGAAUGAUGUUAUAAGUAUCCAGAUGGCCCUUGGCAGAAGUGAAGCUCCCCACUCCUGACCUAAAAUCACGAGUGUGCAUUAGGGAAAAUAAAGGUGGUAUUACCCACUGAAUGUGUCGAAGGAUCCGAGGGGCAGUGUGUGGGCAAUGUCAGACAGCACAGGGCUUAACAUCGGUAUGAUAUUUACGCCUGAGUUGCCAGAAAUCAUGCUAAAAGGAAAAGUGCUUGUAUCAGUAAAACGCACAUAGUCUGCUAUAAAUUAAACUGGAAAUAAUUACUACACUGUUUGCAGCAAAAUGAGUUUGCGAGGGAGCAGUGAGAGCCAAGCCACGGAGGCAGGCAGUGAAUUCACUCAGGUCAUAUUUAACUGUCUACGCAGUGAGGUAGCAGCACCAUGCUGAGCACUGGCAGUGCAGAGAUGACAGCGCCUGUGAGGCUGUUCUCAGUGGGGAAGGGAGGACUAACUUGCUCCCCAGGGGACAUUGGGAAUGUGUGGAGGUAUUUAGCUCUCUCAACUGGGAUUGCCACUAGUAUCAUGGGUAGAGGCCAGGAAAGCUGCUAAAUAUCCUACAACAUAGAGUAUUUGCUGGGCUGCCCUAACAAAGUGCCACAGGCCAUGUGGCUGAAACAAGAGAAUUUCCCCUCACAGUUCUGGAGGGUAGAAGUCUAAGACCAGGUUGUCAGUUGGUUUGGUUUCUGGGAGCCCUCUCUUUGGCUGUCACUGGGUCCUCACAUGAUCUUUCUUUUUUGUUCUCAUAUCUGUGUCCUAAUCUUCUCCUGUAAGGAUACCAGUCAGACUGGACCAGGGCCCAUUUGUAUAAACUUGCUUUUAUCCCAAUUACCACUUUAAAGACCCUAUCUCCACACACAUUCACAUCUGAGGGACUGGGGGUCAGGACUUCAAUAUAUGAGUGCCACUGGGGGCAGGGACCCACGACUUAGCCCACUAUAAAGAAUUAUCCAUUCAUAAAAACGUGGUGCAUAUAUAGAAUGGAAAAUUGCUCCACCUUAAAAAAGAAUGAAAUCUUAGCCAUUUGCGACAAUAUGGGUGGACCUGGAAGCUUUUAUGCUAAAUGGAAUAAGUCAGAGAAAGACAAAUACCAUGUGAUUCUCCUUAUAUGUAGAGUCUAAAUGACUAAA
Molecule: messenger RNA, 4128 nt
Organism: Pipistrellus kuhlii (Kuhl's pipistrelle)
Lineage: Eukaryota; Metazoa; Chordata; Mammalia; Chiroptera; Vespertilionidae
Gene: RAD18
Product: RAD18 E3 ubiquitin protein ligase
Exons: 13
Coding region: 103-1614 (503 amino acids)
Biological process (GO): DNA damage tolerance; protein monoubiquitination
Cellular component (GO): Rad6-Rad18 complex; nucleus
Molecular function (GO): ubiquitin protein ligase activity; single-stranded DNA binding
Source: RefSeq, a predicted model, not a curated record